Molecule: messenger RNA, 3184 nt
Organism: Dioscorea cayenensis subsp. rotundata (Guinea yam)
Lineage: Eukaryota; Viridiplantae; Streptophyta; Magnoliopsida; Dioscoreales; Dioscoreaceae
Product: protein ARABIDILLO 1-like
Exons: 12
Coding region: 78-2849 (923 amino acids)
Molecular function (GO): protein binding
Source: RefSeq, a predicted model, not a curated record
CUCUUCUUCUUUCUGCCGCUCCGAUCCCCAGACCUCGUCCUUGAGCUCCUUCGAGAACCUCAUCGUCCUCCGCCGCGAUGAGCCGCCGGGUUCGCCGGCGGCCUAGUCCCUCCAUCGACGCCGGCGAGCCUCUGAUUCCUCUUUCCAUCUCUGAUGAUGAUCAAGAAACCCUUCGCGUCUCCUCCGCCGCCGAUUUCCAGAGAAAUUGGGCUUCCCUCCCUGAUGAUACUGUUAUCAAUCUCUUCUCCUAUCUCAACUACCGGGAUCGCGCGAGCCUCUCCUCCACCUGCCGCGCAUGGCGCCAGCUCGGUGCUUCUCCUUGGUUGUGGACUUCUCUUGAUCUACGCUCCCAUCGGUGCAGCCCUGCGACCGCGACGGUGUUAGAGGGUCGCUGUGCUGCGCUCCGUAGCAUUCGCGUCCGGGGUGUGGAGUCUGCGGCCGCCGCCAUCCGCCUCCGUGCCCGCGACCUUCGCGAGAUCGUGGCGGAUGGGUGCCGUGAUAUCACCGAUUCGACCCUCUCCGUCCUCGCUGCUCGGCAUGAGUUCCUCGAGAGCCUUCAGAUCGGGCCGGAACCUUGCGAGCGCGUGACCUCGGAUGCUGUCCGUCACGUUGCCCUUUGCUGCUCUAGUCUCCGCUGCCUCCAGCUCUCUGGCGUCCGGGAGAUCGACGCUGAGGCCGUCAAUGCUCUCUCCCGGCACUGCCCUCUGUUGGAAGAGAUCGCGUUCGUUGAUUGCGCGUCAGUCGACGAGACCGCGCUCGAGAACUUGGCGUCCUUGCGCUUUCUCUCACUCGCCGGCACCCGGAAUAUCAAGUGGGCUUCCGCCGCUCUUGCUUGGGCCAAGCUGCCGAAGCUCGUCGGCCUCGACAUUUCGCGGACGGAUGCUUCCCCGGCGGCUGUCUCGCGGCUUCUCUCCUUGUCAAAGUGCCUUAAGGUUCUCUGCGUGCUCAAUUGCGCGUCGGUCCAAGAGGAGCGGAACCACUGCGACAUGGCGUUCAACAACACGAAGGGGAAAUUGUUGCUGGCCCCGUUCACAGAUAUAUUCAAAGGGAUUGCUUCGUUAUUCGUCGACAUUGAUGAAUCUCAGGAGAGAGCUGUGUUUGGGGAAUGGAGGAGUUGGAAGAAGAAGGAUAAGGAUACCAAUGACAUUAUGCGCUGGCUCGAAUGGGUCCUAUCUCGUGGCCUUCUCCGCAUUGCAGAGGAGAAUCCUGCUGGAAUGGAUGAGUUUUGGUUGAGGCAGGGUGCGGCGCUUUUGCUUAGUUUAUUGAAGUGCUUGGAGGAGGAUGUUAAGGAGAAGGCGGCCAGUGGCCUAGCGACUUUUGUUGUAAUUGAUGAUGAGAAUGUGGCGGUGGAUCCUAGGAGAGCAGAGGCUGUGAUGAGAGAUGGCGGGAUACCUUUGCUUCUGGGGCUUGCUCAGUCAUGCCAUGAGUGUCUGCAGUCUGAGGCCGCAAAGGCCAUAGCAAACUUGUCUGUGAAUUCCAAAGUAGCUAAAGCAGUGGCUGAUGAAGGAGGCAUCCGCAUUAUUGCUCACUUGGCUAGGUCCCUGAACAAAUUGGUUGCAGAGGAGGCUGCUGGUGGGCUCUGGAAUCUUUCUGUAGGGGAAGAGCACAAGGCGGCAAUAGCUGAGACUGGCGGGAUUAAAGCUUUGGUGGAUCUGAUUUUUAGAUGGCCUGCUUGCAGUGAUGGAGUUUUGGAACGGGCUGCUGGUGCACUUGCCAACCUAGCUGCUGAUGACAGAUGCAGCAUGGAGAUUGCAGUGGCAGGGGGAGUACAUGCUCUGGUGAUGCUUGCUCAGUCAUGCAAAGUUGAGGGAGUGCAGGAGCAGGCUGCUCGAGCCUUGGCCAAUAUGGCUGCACAUGGAGACAACAACAAUAACAAUGCUGUUGUUGGUCAAGAGUCAGGCGCACUUGAGGCUCUUGUUCAGCUUACUUGCUCUCGUAGCGAAGGUGUAAGACAAGAAGCUGCUGGUGCUCUGUGGAACCUAUCAUUUGAUGAUGGAAAUCGAGAAGCAAUUGCUGCAGCUGGAGGGGUUGAAGCACUGGUGGCACUUGCUCAAGCCUGUUCAAAUGCUUCUCCAGGCCUUCAAGAAAGGGCAGCUGGUGCUUUGUGGGGUUUGUCUGUUACAGAAGCUAAUAGCAUUGCUAUUGGACGCGAAGGUGGGGUUGCUCCUCUUAUUGCGCUGGCACGCUCGAAUGCUGAGGAUGUUCAUGAGACGGCGGCAGGUGCUCUCUGGAAUCUUGCUUUCAAUCCUGGAAAUGCUCUUCGCAUAGUUGAAGAAGGGGGAGUUCCAGCUCUUGUACACCUUUGUUCCUUAUCAAGGUCAAAGAUGGCUCGCUUCAUGUCAGCAUUGGCCUUGGCUUACAUGUUUGAUGGGAGGAUGGAGCGAGUUGCAUUGGCGGGCUCAUCUUCAGAAGGUGCCUCAAAGGUCAACCUAGAUGGUACAAGAAGGAUAGCACUGAAGCACAUUGAAUCUUUUGUGGCAUCAUUUUCUGAUCCACAACUGUUCUCCACUGUUUCUUCAUCCUCUGCACCUGGAUCCUUGGCACAAAUAGGUGAAGCAGCACGCAUUCAGGAAGCUGGCCAUCUGAGAUGCAGUGGUGCUGAAAUUGGGAGGUUCGUUGUCAUGCUUAUACAUCCUUCUCCUAUUCUCCGAUCAUGUGCUGCAUUUGCUCUUCUUCAGUUCACUAUCCCGGGAAGCAGGCAUUCUAUACACCAUACAAAGCUCUUACAGAAAGCCGGAGCUGGAAAGGUCCUCCGCAAGUCUGGCGCCGCAACAUUAGCGCCAAUUGAAGCGAAAAUAUACUCAAAGGUAGUAGGUAGCUAUUUGGAGCACAGCGAAGAUACAAAAUGAAUAGUCAAAGAACAAAGAAAGUUUUCUUUUGAACUUCAACCUCAAGGUCAGAAUUUCUCUUAUUUAGCCCAUUAGAUGUAAACUUCUUCAAACCUGAAAAGGUCCUCCUUUUGUUAUUGCAUCUCUUGUUCAGAUUUUAUAAGGAAAUAGAACUAAUUAUUAGAAUUGUAACUAUUUAGAUGGUUUGGAUUGUGUGAAAUAUUGGUGAAGGUGUAGGGGUGGUUCUUUUUAUUUUUAUUUUUUUGGCUAUUUAUAUGGCAUGUAAAAGAUAGAUGCUGGCUAGUAUCAAGACAGUAUCAAUUUUGCAAAUCAAAGGUUACAAGAUAAGUAUUUUG